UUGUGCGCCAUGGGCCUGGUCCUCUCUGCCCUGGUCAUGGCCUUCGUUGGCCACCACUACGCCCAGACCAACGGCUUCAGCUGCCUGGAGGUGGGCGACGACUGCGUGUGCACCCUGAACCCCCACGAUCCUUUCGCCAGGACCUUCCCCUACACGAAGGUCAGCAACUGUGGAGCGGUCACUGGCACCCUGAAGCUGUACUUCCUGCUUCAGAUUGCCCUGAACCUGAUCAAAGCACUGGUAUGUGCCUUGGGGGCCUUCGUCAUGUGGAAGCACCGCUAUCAAGUGUUCUUCGUGGAGCUGCAGAUGGGCUCGCCCUCCUUCCAUCACUGGUAGAAGGUCUGAUGGGAGUUGUAGGAAGAAGAGGCCCAUGAUGAUGUCAUGAUGAGUUAGCCCAUGAUGAUGCCACUAUUGAGGGUAGAGUAUUGAGAGAUCAGCCAAUCAGAAUCUUCACUCAUUCUUCUCGAAUGGACAGAUGUAUUACAAAAACCUUUUGGUGUGUGCAUAAGUGUGUGUUUAGGUUGUUCUCAAUCAUAUUAACAUUUUGGGGUCGUUGACGUUUUCUAUAAUUGCAUUUUGAACGACUUUUAUAUACUGUAAGGAUAACUUUGUACUCGUAGUUGCCAAUGCUACAUGAGAUAUUUCUAAUAGAUGAAGAAAAGACACCAAACUACCAAAGUGGUACAUGGAUGGACAGCUGGACCGUGCCAUCCGAAGAAGGAAAUUAUGUUUACAUGGCUCAUUGGCUAAUUCAGCAGAACAGUGUCCCACUCCCUUCAAUAGUGAAGACCGUAUGCUAAAUCAGUUGUCUCAAGUUGAGAGAGAUUUGCCUUAUGUAAAAAUCAACUUUUGUGGUUCAUAAAUCACACGACACAACCGGAGACUAGAGCAGAAUGAGAAAGAGAAACGUGAUGCAUUAGCGUUAACUAGUGGUGGGUGGUAAUAUGGUAUUUACUGUACAAUGCAGAUACUAUGGUCAACUCUUUGUACAUACUACAUGAAGAGAAGGGUUUGAAAACUGAGAAAUCUGUUUCAUCUUCAAUAGAUACCUUAUUACUGGGGAUUUAAGUGGUGAGCGUUUAAGUAAUUUACAUGUACAUUAAAGAAAAAACGA
Messenger RNA from Salvelinus sp. IW2-2015, 1114 nucleotides. Its product is annotated as sarcospan-like. NCBI's taxonomy places the organism in Eukaryota, Metazoa, Chordata, Actinopteri, Salmoniformes, Salmonidae. Gene Ontology annotation, cellular component: dystrophin-associated glycoprotein complex; sarcolemma. The record is from RefSeq and is a predicted model, not a curated record.